Molecule: messenger RNA, 729 nt
Organism: Drosophila erecta
Lineage: Eukaryota; Metazoa; Arthropoda; Insecta; Diptera; Drosophilidae
Exons: 2
Coding region: 191-514 (107 amino acids)
Source: RefSeq, a predicted model, not a curated record
ACAUGUAAUAUUUUAAUAUUUACGUAUACAUAUUACGUUCGAGAUGAAAACUAUUUAAAGGGUUCUUAAAGUUGAUGGACUGGUAAAUUUUAUUUUAAAUACAUUAGGGUGUAUGUGUGUUCCUAUGGAUCGUUUCUAUAGCAGCUAUUUAUUUACUUGUCGUGCCGAGAAAUAGUACGUUGUGAAAAAUAUGGAUCAGCCAGACAAGGACUCCAUAGAAGCCCUCGAAGCUGAGGCCAAAAUAUUGGGCACGGAACUGGCAUUGCAAAAUGCCGGGAAUGAGAACAAUAGGCUCAAGCUGGAGAUCACAAAGUUGGCAGAGGUCCUGGAGAAGCAGAGGAUGGUUUUGGAGAAAGCCGACGACAACAGAAAGGAAGCAAAGUUAAUUUUCUCAACUCUGAUGGAGUUAAAUAAGAAUGGCGGCAGUGACUGGACAGAGUCACCUAAUCCACUGAACAGCGGAGCACCCACUGAGGAUACCGACGUAGUUGAAGAAAGUAAACUUUCCCAGUAGAAUCAUCCUUUCACCUCAUUUUGUUACCCAAAAUGUUUCUUAGUCCUCGAGUUAAAAUCAAUUGUUAUCUUUAUUUGUCUAAAGUUAAAGAACGAACUAUAUAAAACAAAAUUUAGUAUAACCAUCCAGAUGGAUUUCAGCUAAAAUAAUGAACUAUUUUAUAUAAAGGUUUGAUUAAUGUUCUUGUGGGCUAAAAAAAUGUUUAUCGUUAUUAA